ACCUCACUUGAAAGUCUAUAUUGAUCCGCCACAAAUGAUAUAUAGGCGCCCAAUCAUCGAAAUAGCUCGGCCGCGCGAAGUUAUCAUGUGAGUUGGCAUUUGACGCAUGGGGACUCCAUAAAGACAAGCAUGGGAGUCCACGUUACAGAGCGCACGUCGUCUUUCCUUGUUUUCGCUUAUCGUUCUUGGCUUUCGGAUUGGUCGAUAGAGAAUGGCUGAAGUCGUGUCGCCCGCAGGAACCCUCCCUCACAUCCCUGACGACCUCACGCUCGCGCAGUUCGUGUUGGAUGCGGAGCAUGUCAGAAAGCCUGUCCGCAAGAGUGGUGCCUGGAUUGUUGACGACCAGAGUGGGAGAAAUAUUGAACUUGAGGAGCUCCGAGUUCGGACGUAUGGCCUGGCUAAUGCGUUGAGUAUCCGCUACAACAUCCAGGAGAACGACGUUGUGUUGAUCUACAGCCCAAAUCAUGUGGAUUACCUUGUGGCUAUUUGGGCAGCUCAUAGACUGGGUGCUGCCAUGUCGGGUGCUAACCCGUUAUUCACCGUGGACGAACUCGUGUAUCAAAUCAAUACAGUAAAAGCAGCCGUCAUCAUCACGCAUCCGGACUCGCUUAAAGUGGCCUUGUUGUCUGCGCAUGCAGCGGGUGUAUCCGCAGAUCGCGUCAUUCUUUUUGAUGUUGAGGGUGCUGAUGCCGCGCAGAGAGUGACUGUGCAAGGUAUGGUUUCGCAGGGUCUUGCGAGUGCUCCACACUUCACGGAACGGAGACUUGCUCCUGGGGAAGGGAGGACUAAGGUAGCCUUUCUGAAUUUUUCCAGCGGGACAACUGGUCAUCCCAAGGCCGUCGCAAUACCCCAUUUUGCGCCAAUUGCAAAUAUCAUUCAGGUUGCUACGCAUCACAAAGUCGGUGAGGACUACGCUGCACAGAGAUUUAAACCUGGUGAUGUGUGCUGUGCUGUGCUUCCUCUAUAUCAUAUCUAUGGACUGGUGUUCAAUACCCAUUAUGCAUUUUUCUGCGGAAUGACGGUUGUCUUGACAGCGAAAUUCAACUUUCUAGAGUUCUUGAAGAGUAUAAUCAGGCACCGUAUUACCCAUCUUAUGCUGGUCCCCCCACAAAUCGUGUUGUUGUGCAAGCAUCCAGCCGUCAAGGAUUACAAUUUUAGCCAUGUUCGAUACGUUACCUCAGGUGCAGCGCCCCUGUCUCGUGAAGUAAUGGAGCAGCUCGUUCAGAUAUUCCCAAACGCCGACAUUGGGCAGAGCUACGGCACUACCGAAUCAUCCACUGUCAUAACCACUUGUGCACUCGAUAAGAAAUGUGACUUAAGUGGUGGUGCUGGUCAACUCCUUCCCGGUAUCAUCGGCCGUGUGGAGAAACCAGAUGGCACUCUUGCGGACUUCGACGAACCUGGCGAGCUCGUUGUGAAGACACAGUCGCUGGCGCUUGGUUAUGCAAACAACCCUGAAGCAACGAAGGAAACUUUUGUAAAUGGGUGGCUUCGUACGGGCGAUGAGGUGAAGAUGAACCGCAAGGGUGAAAUCGUAGUCCUUGACCGUCUAAAGGAAAUGUUGAAGGUCCGCGGAUUCCAGGUCGCACCUGCCGAACUCGAAGGGUGCAUUCUGAACCACCCCGAUGUAACUGAUACGUGCGUGGUUGGAAUACCAGAUGAUUAUAGCGGCGAAUUGCCAUUGGCAUUCGUCGUUCUCCGCCCUCAGGCCGCAAAACGUAUCGGAGAAGACCCGAGCGCCUCGGACGAGAUCAAGGCGUCCAUUAUAAAGCACGUUGCGGACAAUAAAGUUGCCUACAAGAAACUUGCCGGCGGUGUUGAGUUUAUUGAUGUUAUUCCGAAGAACCCAAGCGGUAAACUAUUGAGGAGGGUGCUAAGAGCCGAAGCCCGGGAGAUGCGGACGAAGCCCAAAGCGAAGCUAUGACACGAUAUUUGCGAGUGCCUUGUACAUCACAUGUACACCUAUGUACCAAUAUCGACCAUCUUGUGUUAAUCGGCCGGGUCAGGAGCUCUAAUACUCUGUAGAUGAAUUGUUCC
Messenger RNA from Suillus paluster, 2037 nucleotides. RefSeq lists its product as uncharacterized. Bases 212 to 1924 code for a protein of 570 amino acids. The record is from RefSeq and is a predicted model, not a curated record. Lineage: Eukaryota; Fungi; Basidiomycota; Agaricomycetes; Boletales; Suillaceae. The transcript is spliced from 18 exons. Gene Ontology annotation, molecular function: CoA-ligase activity. Gene Ontology annotation, biological process: secondary metabolic process.